Diuraphis noxia (Russian wheat aphid) is the source of this 2651-nucleotide messenger RNA. RefSeq names its product cytochrome P450 6k1-like. Gene Ontology annotation, molecular function: heme binding; oxidoreductase activity, acting on paired donors, with incorporation or reduction of molecular oxygen; monooxygenase activity. NCBI's taxonomy places the organism in Eukaryota, Metazoa, Arthropoda, Insecta, Hemiptera, Aphididae. The record is from RefSeq and is a predicted model, not a curated record.
CGUACUUUAAAUAUAGUCGUAAUAACAAUAAUAAUUGUUUUGUUGUUACUACUCGCUAUUAUUACAUGUUAUUGUCGACAUUCACCAGUCACCAGUCUGUAGUCUGUACGCGCAUCGCACGUACUGAAGAGAUGUGUCUGUCUCGACGUUAUUCUUAUUAUUUACUUUUAUUCCGUGUUAUUACGUAUCGACGACGGUCUGAGGAUUAAACGAUUCGUCAGCGACUCUACACUUAUACGACGAUUAAGAUAGCGUUGUUGGUCAACUGAAAUGUCAAAAAACAUUUUCGAUAAAUCCAGUUCGUCUGAAAGAGAGUCUUUGUUUCGCUAAAAUUUGUCGCGGCACGAUUUGCGAAAAAUUAUCGCCGUGGACCACCGUUUUGCAGAUAGAGUUCCAUUCAAAAUGAUUUCAAAGGAAACAAUAUUYGUGUACACGGCUUCUGCAAUAGUUGUUCUAUUUACUAUGGUGUAUYUAUAUUAUAGAAAUAUAUACAACUACUGGAAAAAAUUAGGAGUGUAUCACUUAGAACCAACUUUUUUUUUUGGUAAUGCUAAGGAUCGUGUUCUAUUUAAAAAAUCUUUCCAUGAGUUUCACAGAGAUUUGUACUUCAAGUUCAAAGGACAUAGAUAUGCUGGAUAUUAUCUUGGCCGCAGAGCAUCAUUGGUUAUUCUCGAUCCAGAAAUAAUCAAAUGUAUCAUGAUUAAAGAUUUUAAUCAUUUUACGGACCGUCAAACAAUGAGAUUUCGAACAUCAGAAUAUAUUACCGAAAUGUUAAUUAAUCUUAAAGGUUCUAAAUGGAAACGAAUGAGAGGUCAAUUAACACCAGCAUUUACUUCUGGAAAACUUAGAACCAUGGAGCAUCUUGUGGAUGUUUGUUGUAACAAUAUGAGCGACUUUCUAAAUGAAAAUAUCAAAAGUGAACAAGGUUAUGAUUUGGAAAUGAAAGAUUUUUUUGGCAAAUUCACCUUGGAUGUUAUUGCAACUUGUGCAUUUGGCGUAGAAUCGAACUCAUUAAAAGAUGMGAAUGGUGGUUUUGCCAGUCGUGUAUCUAAAUUUGCUACCUUGAGUAUUAUGAAACGUCUAACCCUGUACAUAGUACUACUCUUUAUGCCUGGUAUUGCUCGAUUCGUUCCAUUAUCUUUUUUUAACAUGGAAGUGAUACAAUUCUUAGCUAAUGUGAUCAAAGAAGCAAAGAAAUGCCGACAAUCUACUGGUCAAAAGCGAAACGAUUUCUUGCAGUUAUUACUGGAUAGUGAAACUGAUUUAGAUAAAAAUGAUAAAUCAAAAUCAAAAGAAGAUGUAUUGACUGAAGCUCAAGUAGUUGCUCAAUCUGUAUUGUUUUUGAUUGCUGGGUUUGAGACGUCAAGUACAUUGUUGACUUUCACUUGUUAUGAGUUGGCAAUAAAUCAAACCAUACAGGUUAAACUAAGAGAGGAAAUAUGUUCAGUCUUAAAACGAUUUAAUGGCAAAUGCACUUAUGAAGCGAUGCAAGAAAUGCCUUUAUUAGACAUGGUAUUGAUGGAAACCUUGAGAAUGCAUCCACCUGUGGCACAAUUAGAACGUGUGAGUACCCAAGACUAUACGCUGCCUGAUUCCAACUUAUUACUGAAAAAAGGUAUGACCGUUCAAAUACCUGUCAUUGGGUUACAUUAUGAUCCAGAAUAUUAUCCAGAUCCUUACAAAUUUGAUCCAAAUCGAUUUUCUCCAGAAGAAAAAGCUAAACGUUCACAUUAUGUUUUUUUACCAUUUGGAACUGGGCCAAGAAAUUGCAUUGGUCUACGAUUUGCCUUGAUGAGUACAAAGAGAGGAAUGGUUCAUCUCUUAAAAGACUUUUCAAUUGAUCUUAGUAACCAAAUGACUGUGCCUUAUGAAUACAGCAAACACUCAAUGUUGCUGAAGGCAAAGGAUGGUAUAAGGCUAUCAUUCAAUAAGUUGAAUGCAUAGUAAAAACGAUUUGGCCAACUACUUAAAAUUUAACAAAUUUUUGGGCUGUGUUAAAUUUAUUGGAAUCUAAAGUUAAUAAUAGUUUAUUUCUCAGUUUUGUCUAUUGCUAUUGUGAAUGAUCACAAAAUGURACAUAUUUUUAACUUUUUUUUUAAAGUUUAAGUAGAUAUUAUUUUUAUAUACUUAUUGCUGGUUUAAACAUUUAUUUAUUUAUUUAUUCAUGUUAAAUUUUAUAUUAUUUUAAUAUAGUUUAAUAUAAUGUUGAAGAAGGAACCACGGUCUACAGUUAGGACUUUUUAUUUUUUCAUAUUAUAGAACUAUAUAUUUUAGAGAUUAUUAACAAUUUAUAUGAAAUUAAUAAAAGAUUGUUGUCAAGCUUUUGUAAAAUUCACYGUAAAAUGUAUUUAAGUUUAUAUUAGUAAUAAAUUAAACAUAAGUACCUAAUGAAAUUUCAUACAAUUUUGAUUAAAAUUAAAUUUUUAUAAACUAUACCUUUAAUUUAUUCAACAAUAAUUGUUAGAUAAGAGAUUAAUGAAUCAACAUAUUAUCUAUACAUUUUUUAAAUUACAAUGGUCAUAUUAAAUUUUUAAUCUUUUGUGCAAUGUAACUACUGACAUAGUAGCCUAUAGUCCAGUUAUUUUCUUGUGAAAUAAUAUUUCCGGUUAUUUCUAAAUAGCCACACGUUUAAGUAGCAUUACUGAGUAAAA